Asterias rubens (European starfish) is the source of this 2150-nucleotide messenger RNA. Its product is annotated as WD repeat-containing protein 92-like. The transcript is spliced from 8 exons. Gene Ontology annotation, molecular function: ubiquitin binding. NCBI's taxonomy places the organism in Eukaryota, Metazoa, Echinodermata, Asteroidea, Forcipulatida, Asteriidae. The coding region runs from base 120 to 1190 and encodes 356 amino acids. The record is from RefSeq and is a predicted model, not a curated record.
UUUAGAUUCGCAUUUCAAAAAUUUCACUGAUGUCAAUUUCUGGAGGAAGCUAGACAGUUUCUAGCCAAGAAGUCCUUUGAUAUUUUGGUAAUAGAGCACCACAAACGUGUCAGUUGAAGAUGGAGGAUAAACCUCAGAUUAUCUCCUACAUUCAGAAGAGUUUAAACUUCACGUUAUUCGACACGAGAUGGAUUCCGUGCAGUGCUCGUUUCGUUGUGCUUGGCAACCACCCACGCCAGACUGGAGUCAUGCAAGUCUAUGGGAUGUCAUCAGAGGGAGAUGUUACUCUGCAACAUGAGACUGAAAAGAAAGAGGCCUUCCGUUGCGGUACCUUUGGUGCAUCUAACAUCAAGCAAAGACACCUCGCUACGGGAGAUUUCAUCGGAAACAUGAGAAUAUGGGAUUUAGAGAAGACUGAGAUGCCAGUGUAUUCAACCAAGGCUCAUUCAGAGAUCAUAAAUUGCAUUGAUGGUGUAGGCGGUCUAGGCAUCGGGGAAGGAGCACCAGAAAUAGUCACUGGAAGCAGAGAUGGUGCUGUGAAAGUAUGGGACCCAAGACAGAAAGAUGAGCCAGUUGUUAACAUGCAACCAGCUGAAGGAGAAGCCAAAAGAGAUUGCUGGACUGUGGCAUUUGGCCAUGCUCAUAACGAGUCAGACAGAUGUAUUGCAGCUGGUUAUGAUAAUGGAGACAUCAAGCUCUUUGAUUUACGAAACAUGAGCCUCCGCUGGGAGACCAACAUUAAGAAUGGGGUGUGUUCAAUUGAGUUUGACAGGAAGGACAUCGUAAUGAAUAAACUGGUUGCAACGACAUUGGAAUCCACUUACCACGUCUUCGACUUACGUACUCAGCAUCCCAGCAAAGGAUUUGCAUCGCUCAAAGAAAGCGCUCACAAAUCCACAAUCUGGAUGGUUAGACAUCUCCCUCAGAACCGUGACCUCUUUAUGACCCUAGGUGGGUCAGGCUCACUGCAUCUCUGGAAAUAUUCAUAUCCAACGAGUCGAGUACAAGAAGACGCAAAUGGUGUUGAGAUGGGAGUCAUUGGAUCUGUGAGCCUAUUGCAGAACAUCACGCUGUCUUCACAGCCCAUCUGUGGUUUUGAUUGGAGUGCCGAUAAGGAGGGUGUCUGCGUGUGUACGUCAUUUGAUCAGAUGCUGAGGGUGCUACUCGUCACAAAACUCAACAGGGUUUAAGUUGGUGAUGUACACUUCAGGAGCGAUGUGGAAGAGACUAGAAAUAUUGAUUUCAAGCCAAAUACUUUAAACUCCACACUGCUAUUUUACCAAUGUGUGAUGGGUUUGGGACGCCUUAGCAAAGCCACUCAUGCGUGGUAUGGGUCCAAGCUUAUCAGACUCCAAAGGUUUUUGGGUGCUACUGGAGUAAGAUUUUUGAUGAGGAAAAAACUUCAUGAUCCAGCCCAUUAUUUGGUCCCUAUGUUGGGGUUCCAGCCGCCACACGCAGCAGGGGGUCCCCGGCAGACAUCCAUAUCCGAAUACACUAAAUGUUCCCGUACUUGGAUAUUGGUACCUUCUUUGUCAAAACAAAGUGCUCUGGGCUGCCGGCCACCUGCCUUUAAAUUUACAGGGGGUUUUGUGGUAAGAAGAGUAGAUUGUCACAAUUAUUCUGGGUUUUUUUUUCUUUUAAUGAGAACAUAGAAUCCCUAGAAUACAAAUUAAAGAGCAUCAUGAAUUGUUACUGUGAGACAACAUUAUAUCUUUGCAUUAAAAAUUCCAUAUGUUUCUCCUUGAAGAUUGACUAAAUAUGCAGUAAGAAAAAGUUAUAAAGGGGUUCUGCUUAUAAAGAGCACAUUCUGAAGUCACAAAUCCCAUUUUUGCUUAACGUUUCUUUGUUUUGCUGUCCUCUUAAAGAACAACAUUCCUGUUAUAAAGAGGCGGUUUGGUCAGUCCCAGCGUCCUUUAUAUAAUGAGAUUCAACGGCACGGCACUGGAUUAUUAUUUUUCAAAUUCUCUUGUUUCUAUUUUGUUUGUGUGUGUUUUAGAUAUGUUUAAGUGAAGUUUUUAAGAAGCAGUGCCUUUAUGCAUACAUUGCAUACCCGAGUGCACUGAUAUUUUGGUUUGAUGUACAUGUAUUUGUUAUUUUCUAUGUAUAAACUGUACAGAGUGCUAUAACAGUAAAUAAUAAUUAAAAAAAAG